AUACCGACCACCGGUCCGCCUCUACUUUCCCUUUAGUAGCCAUUGUGUAGGCCUUUCAGGUAAGGUUCGAUAUGUAAUCUGCAUUGUCUAAACCUUAUAGCUAUGAUAUAAUAGGUCAGGUACCCGAAUACACCUAGAUACAGUAGGUAUACUAUACAUUUUGGACCUUAUCGUUAUUGACCUCGGUACUUUAUUUUAGGUAUAUACAAUUGCACAUCUUCUUAUUUGCUACUACUACCACUACUACUAUAUACAUAUAAUUUUUGCAUAUGACACCAUUGCACCUUAUCCUGUCCUCAUCACUAAUAACUUGCGUGUGUUGUUAAUGUAGUACCAUUAUCUGACUACCGGCACGAACUACACCUGACCUCCGCAUGAUAAGAAAGACGUUGAUCUCUCAAAUAACUUCAACUCCUAACAUUUGGUCAUUUUCAUCAGUCCGUGUGGCUUCGCUCGGACGUUAUCUAUCAAAUCAUAUAACAUAUCCCCCUCGUGGUAUGAGAGCUUUUCGAAUAGUUUCGAAAGCCGCGAUGACUACUGAACUUGUUCAUAUACCGGAGAUCGAGCGGGUUAGCCCCGCUUGCAUCCGCAUCCUCGCCGGUAAUCCUGGCAAAUUCGCCCUUCAGGGUACCAACACAUAUAUCCUGGGAACUGGUCCGAAAAGGUUACUAGUCGAUACCGGCGAGGGAAAGCCUUCAUGGAUUGCGGCUUUGAAGAAAACUCUAGAGGAAGAGAAGAUCUCAAUUCAGAGUGCCGUUAUUACCCAUUGGCAUCAUGAUCACCAAGGUGGCAUUGGCCACCUCCGAGAACACUCCCCGGAAACUAAGUUCUACAAAAAUCAACCCGAAGAAGGCCAACUAGAUAUUGCGGAUGGUCAGAAAUUUGAGGUUGAAGGGGCCACUUUGACGGCCUUCCAUACACCAGGCCACGCUGUAGAUCAUAUGGUCUUCGUCUUUCAAGAAGAGGAUGCGCUGUUCACGGGCGAUAAUGUCUUGGGUCAGGGCACGACUGUUUUCGAAGAUCUCGGGACCUAUCUAAAAAGUUUAGCGAAGAUGGAAAAGCUGGUAUCAGGUCGAGGGUACCCAGGACACGGACCAAUUUUACCACAAGUGGGCGCCACAAUCACCGAGUACAUAUCGCACAGACACGAGAGAGAAAAGCAAGUGUUACAAACCUUGGCCGCCGAGAAAGACGGUGGUCUUUGGACUCCUGUUGAGUUAGUAAAAAUCAUAUAUCGUGACUACCCCGAGAGUCUCCACGUUCCAGCGGCGAAUGGCGUGAUCCAAAUUCUACGGAAGCUCCGGGACGAGGAUAAAGUCGCACUAGAGGAUGGAGACAAAUGGCGUCUCACGGACCGGUCCAGUUUGUGAAGAGGAGGAAAAGUCAUGAGGACGUCAAUUACGUCUCAUGGGGAGACAGCCUGUCCCCACGCGAAAUACGGCAGUUUGAGCGGUAGGAUUCCUUUCUCUCGGCUGAGCUGGUAUUUUAAGCUAUCAACUAGCAUAAAAAGAAACAGAUGCGGAGUCCGCCUCAUAUAAAUUGUUUCCGUUUAUGUUUACGUCCGAGCGUCUUCCCAUGGUAUUCGUCACGAUCGGCGAAACAGCUAUGGCGAUGAUUUGUAGGCGAUACGAUCAAGCAUUUAACAACUGCCUUACCUCAACCUGAACUUCCUUUAGAUUUAAUUCUUUCGCAAUCUUUGGUUCAUAGAUCUGUUUACGGAAGAUAUAAUAAAUGGGGGUUGGUACCAGUGUGUCGGUAGAGCCGCAUCACUUAUUUCAACAUCUUAGUUACGUGGAAGUCGUCAUAGGUUUUUGUUUCUUCGGGUACAGACAGUACAUCUGUAUCUCGCGGGCCAAUGAAGACUGCGUGGCUCAUCCAUCAGUAUUAUAACGAACUUAACGAACUUUGCAAAAAUAGAAUGCAAGGAGUUUCCCUUUAUUGAAACUACCUAUAUUAUAAUUCCGAUUACCGAUUCUGACU
Molecule: messenger RNA, 1980 nt
Organism: Hypoxylon trugodes
Lineage: Eukaryota; Fungi; Ascomycota; Sordariomycetes; Xylariales; Hypoxylaceae
Product: putative metallo-beta-lactamase domain protein
Exons: 1
Coding region: 375-1370 (331 amino acids)
Biological process (GO): secondary metabolite biosynthetic process
Source: RefSeq, a predicted model, not a curated record